CCAUUGCUUUGCACACCAGACACUGAGGAAACUGAGCUGAAUCAGUAAGUGCUGGACUGUGAUACGUUUUAUUUGUUUUAUUUCAAUCUGCUGAAACCUUUUCUUUAUGCUGUCUGUGUGAACAGCUUCAAAUAAAGCAGCCCAGGCUGAAUUGGACUGAACUAAGGCUCUGUGUGCUGAUUCUGUGCUACAAAAAAGCCGUGGUCAAGAUUCCUGCUACCUGAAAUCUCACAAUUGGUGGAGUUUGCGCUGGCACAAAAAAACAGUUAAGCACAGAAUCUUAAAGGGCCAGUAAUAUUGGACUGUGUUUUGAAAGGUUUCUCGCUACAACAUGGAGAAAGUUUUGGAGCAGCUUAUUGUUGCUAAUGCAGCACAGCAGCAAGCCAAUGCUGCCCAGCGAGAAACAAAUUCUUAUUUGCAACAAGCUGUUGUGCAGAUCAGUGAGGAUCAGAAGCGUGCAAACAAGUUGCUGGCUGAACAGCUACAAGCAGAGAGGGAGUCUACUGUUACACAGGUGUCGGCCUUGAGAGAUUCCCUGAUGGCCCAGCAGGAGUUGGUGCAACAGCUCACACUGAGGGCCCAAGCUGUUCCGGUAGUAUCCCAGCAUAAUUUGAGUGGUACUAUCAGAGCCAGUCAUUUUCUACAAAAAUUGACACCGCAAGAUGAUGUGGAAGCGUUCUUACACACAUUUGAACGUACAGCUGCGAGAGAAGCUUGGCCCAAGGAGCAGUGGGCGGGGCUGUUGGCUCCAUUCCUCUCAGGGGAACCCCAAAAAGCAUAUUUUGAUCUGCCAGCCGAGGAUGCCGAGGACUAUGAGAAGUUGAAGCUGGAAAUUGUUACAAGGCUGGGGGUUACCACGUCUGUACGGGCUCAGCGGGUACAGAGUUGGAUUUACGUUGCUGACAAGUCGCCCCGGUCUCAAAUGCAUGACUUAAUAUACCUGGCGAAAAAGUGGCUGCAGCCGGACACCCUGACUAGUCCCCAAAUCGUGGAAAGGGUUGUCAUGGAUCGUUUCCUGAGGUCCCUCCCGGUGAAAGUGCAAAAGUGGGUAAGUCAUGCAGACCCCAGGUCAGCUGACCACCUAGUGGAAAUGGUGGAGAGGUACCUGGCAGCUCAGGAUUUGGCUGACCCUAAAUCUUCGCAGCAACAUUCACCCAUUAAACCGAGAUCUCCCAUGGCACUCGGUAGGAACAUUCCAAGAGAGAAGGUCGGUACUGGGGUCAAAGAUUGGCAGGCCAAGUCAGGAGGGCCUCUCCCUAAUAAAAGACUUGGUCAAGAGGCAAUUAAGUGCUUUCGCUGCCAUAAAAUGGGACAUAUGGUUGCAGACUGUCCUCUUAUAGAUGAACCAAUGCAGUGUGAUUUUUCUGUCAUGAAUAAGAACCAAUCAUUAUUUGCUUAUGUUGCAUGUUCGGAUAAGCCUGUGGUUUAUAAGGAAAAGCAAAUGUGUGUGGUAACUGUGGGAGGUAAACAAGUACAUGCCUUGCUGGACUCUGGUAGUUCAGUUACUUUGAUAAAGUCAGGUCUAAUACCUCCGGUAAUUUGUCAAGGGAAAAAGCUUGCUGUAGUCUGCAUACAUGGAGACAUUAGGGAGUAUCCCAUAGCAACUAUUCAGGUUGAUACCUCAUUUGGGUCUGUGGCCUGUUCAGCUGGAAUAGUUCCACAACUCUUACAUGAUUUCAUAAUUGGGAGAGAUUUUCCUUAUUUCUGGGAACUUUGGGAAAACCAAACUCAGAAUAAACCCCAGUCUGUAGAUAGUGAGGUUAAAUCCUCAGAGAACAUUACUACCCAGGACCCCCUUGUUUUUCCCUUUUCUGUGUUAGCGGGAGAUCAGGAGAGUGACUCUGAGGACAAUUCUGCUCCUAUGCAGGAUAACCUGAGCCCCACAGACACAGAGGGUCCUCUAGGACUACCUAACCUAGAGGUUCAUAAAGGAAAUUUUGGUACUGAGCAGUUAAAAGAUUCCACACUGGCCAAGGCUAGAGAGAAUGUAAAAAUGGUGGAUGGAAAGCCUACAGAACCUGAGAUGAGGCUGUCCUAUCCUUAUAUGGCUAUGAAUGGAGGGUUGUUAUACCAGAUGUACAAAAAAGGGGAGGAGGUUAUUGAACAGUUGGUAGUUCCCCAACCCUAUAGGAGGAUGGUAAUGGACCUGGCACAUGGGCAUGUCAUGGGUGGUCACUUGGGGGUGGAAAAAACUAUUGAGAGGGUUCUACAAAGAUUUUUUUGGCCAGGAGUGUACAAGAAUAUUCGAGAUUAUUGUGCUUCCUGUCCUGAAUGCCAAAUUUCUUCACCCCUGCCCCACUUUCGUAGUCCCCUGGUGCCCUUACCAAUAAUUGAAACUCCCUUUGAAAGAAUUGCUAUGGAUCUGGUGGGUCCCUUAGUAAAAUCUGCUCGGGGACAUCAACAUAUCCUAGUGAUUAUGGACUAUGCUACCCGCUAUCCUGAAGCAGUUCCAUUGCGCAAUACAUGUGCUAAAACGAUUGCAAAAGAGCUAGUUCAGGUAUUUAGCCGGGUAGGUAUUCCCAAGGAGAUCCUGACAGACCAGGGGACGCCAUUCAUGUCUAGAGUGACUAAGGAGUUAUGUAAAUUGUUCCAAAUCUCACACCUCAGGACCUCAGUAUAUCAUCCACAGACAGAUGGGCUUGUGGAACGGUUUAAUAAAACCCUUAAAGGCAUGUUAAAGAAGGUAAUAGAUAAGGAUGGGAGAAACUGGGAUCAACUCUUGCCUUAUCUGAUGUUUGCCAUUAGGGAGGUUCCCCAGUCAUCUACAGGAUACUCGCCUUUUCACUUACUUUACGGGAGACAUCCCAGAGGGCUUUUAGAUAUAGCCAAAGAGACAUGGGAGGGAGAAGUGACACCUUAUAAAAGUGUGAUUGAACACAUCUCCCAAAUGCAGGAUCGAAUUGCAGCAGUAAUGCCAAUUGUUAAAGAACACAUGGUGCGUGCUCAGGCCAUGCAGCAACAGGUAUAUAACAGGGGUUCUCGGGUACGUACUUUUGCCCCUGGUGAUAGGGUCCUGGUGUUAGUCCCCACGGCAGAAAGCAAAUUCCUUGCGAAGUGGCAAGGUCCUUUUGAAGUAAUGGAAAAAAGUGGGGAAGUGAAUUAUAAAAUUCAUCAGCCAGGAAAAAGGAAGCCUGUGCAAAUCUACCAUGUUAAUUUGUUGAAACCAUGGAAAGACAGAGAGUCCCUAACUGCUGAAUCUGCUAUACUAUAUGCAAAAACAUUCAGUAAACAACCUUUAAUUCCAGAGGUGAAGAUUGCAGAGACCCUUUCGGGUGUUCAGAAACAAGAGGUAAAAGAAUUUCUCAUGAGAAAUAGAGAAGUUUUUUCAGAACAUCCAGGUCAUACCUCUAUUGUUGAACAUGACAUUGUUACUAACCCUGGGGAUCAUGUAAAGCUAAAACCCUAUAGAAUACCAGAAGCUAGACGACAGGUAGUAGCAGAAGAAGUAAAAAAAAUGCUAGAUCUGGGUGUUAUUGAAGAGUCAUGUAGUGAUUGGUCUUCUCCUAUUGUACUGGUUCCAAAACCAGAUGGAAGUUGGAGGUUCUGCAAUGAUUUUCGUAAGCUCAAUGCAAUAUCCAAAUUUGAUACAUACCCUAUGCCACGUGUGGAUGAGCUUAUUGACAGGUUAGGUACUGCCCGUUACCUAACAACCCUAGAUCUUACAAAAGGUUAUUGGCAGAUCCCUCUUUCCCAAACGGCUAAAGAGAAAACAGCUUUUGUAACACCAGAGGGAGCAAUCCAGUAUAGAAUGAUGCCUUUUGGAUUACAAAAUGCGCCUGCAACAUUUCAAAGGGCAAUGGACAAAAUUUUAAAACCUCAUAGACAGUGGGCGGCUGCAUACCUAGAUGAUGUUAUCAUACACAGCCCUGAUUGGGAUUCACAUUUGCCGAGGGUCCAGGCUGUGUUAGAUGCUCUCCAGAUGGCAGGUUUUACAGCCAACCCAAAAAAAUGUGCUAUUGGGUUAGAAGAGGCUAAGUAUCUGGGGUACAUCAUUGGUAGGGGGGUUAUAAAACCCCAAGUUAAUAAAACUGAGGCCAUUCAUGCCUGGCCACGCCCUCUAAAUAAAAAGCAGGUCCGAGCUUUUUUGGGGAUUACAGGAUACUAUAGGAGGUUUAUCCCAAACUUUGCUACCCUUGCAGCGCCUUUAACAGACAAAAGGGAAAGAAUCUGUAAUGGUAAAGUGGACACCGGAGACAGAGAAGUCUUUUCAGGCUUUAAAGGAUGCAUUAUGUUCCAAGCCAGUAUUGUUUUCACCAGACUUCUCUAAAACUUUUAUUGUGCAAACAGAUGCAUCCGAUGUAGGGCUAGGGGCAAUUUUGUCUCAGGUUCAUAAUGGAGAGGAACAUCCAGUAGUCUACAUUAGCCGAAAAUUAAAUGAACACGAGAGGAAGUACGCAGUAGUUGAAAAAGAGUGUCUGGCCAUAAAGUGGGCACUGGAGGCACUACGGUAUUACCUCUUAGGAAGGGAAUUUGAGUUAGUGACAGAUCACGCACCGCUGAGAUGGAUGUGUGAUAAGAAGGAGACUAAUAGGAGAGUUACCCGCUGGUUCCUGGCUAUGCAAGAGUUUAAGUUUACGGUAACACAUAGGCCAGGAGUUCAGAUGAGCAAUGUUGAUGGCCUCUCCAGAAUCCAUUCUCUCUUUGGUGCAUCUAUCCCAACAGUGGGGAUGGUACAAGAAAGUAAUGUACAUAGUAAAGAGUUAAACAGGAUAUCUGGGAAAGUGCUUGAUGGAAUAUAUGUUUCUCCCAGGUUUUUGUCUGAAAAAUGUUGGUCAUUAGCAUAAGGUGGCUUUAAAGUAUGGGAC
Molecule: messenger RNA, 4805 nt
Organism: Xenopus laevis (African clawed frog)
Lineage: Eukaryota; Metazoa; Chordata; Amphibia; Anura; Pipidae
Exons: 2
Coding region: 332-4267 (1311 amino acids)
Source: RefSeq, a predicted model, not a curated record